Messenger RNA from Cryptococcus deneoformans JEC21, 1430 nucleotides. RefSeq lists its product as hypothetical. Gene Ontology annotation, biological process: protein deneddylation. Gene Ontology annotation, molecular function: metallopeptidase activity; protein binding; deNEDDylase activity. Gene Ontology annotation, cellular component: COP9 signalosome; cytoplasm. The transcript is spliced from 10 exons. Lineage: Eukaryota; Fungi; Basidiomycota; Tremellomycetes; Tremellales; Cryptococcaceae. The coding region runs from base 73 to 1188 and encodes 371 amino acids. The record is from RefSeq and is a predicted model, not a curated record.
CUGAAGUUACUAGUACUGUAGCUAGUAGUUAUAUAGAGGCAGCUGAUUCUCCCCUUUUAUAACCGUUUCAAUAUGGCGUCCACUGCUAGAAAGACGUUUGAAAUCAAUAACAACGUUCAGGUUGUCGACCCUUCGGCUGCCAUUUUCCAGUACUCACGAGAAGAGGAGAAAUUAUUGGAUGAUGAAGCUCCUUGGAGGACAGAUCCGCAUUAUUUCCACACAGUCAAAAUAUCCGCUGUCGCUUUGAUAAAGAUGGUUACCCAUGCGCGUUCCGGAGGAAUCUACGAGAUUAUGGGUAUCAUGUAUGGCAAAGUACGUGAUGGCACGUUUUGGAUCAUGGACGUUGCAGCAUUACCGGUACAGGGUACCGAGACUCGAGUGAACGCAGGAAACGAAGCGAUGGAAUAUAUGGUUAACUUCCAGACAGCAAAUGCGGAGGCUGGGAAAGGGGAGCUUCUGAGAGGCUGGUAUCACUCCCACCCUGGAUAUGGCUGUUGGCUUUCAGGAAUAGAUGUCAACACUCAGUUAAAUAACCAAAAAUUCAACGAUCCUUACCUUGCGGUCGUCAUCGACCCUAACAGGACUGUUUCUGCUGGUAAGGUAGAGAUCGGAGCUUUUAGGACUUAUCCUGAGGGUUACACUCCGCCUGCCACUGGCAAUUCGCAGUACCAAUCAAUUCCUAUGGAUAAGAUUGAGGACUUUGGUGUCCACGCCAACGCAUACUACCCUUUGAAAGUUGAGAUUUAUAAAAGCAAACUUGACGAGAAAAUGCUUGACUUGCUAUGGAACAAGUAUUGGGUAGCCACUCUUAGUUCCAACUCUCUCGUAUCGAAUCUCGAGUACUCCACGUCACAAGUCCAGGAUCUGAAUGCUAAACUGCGUGCUGCGUCUCAAUCUAUCUCCAAUUCAUCUUCAAAGCUCAAAUUGAAGCCUACGCAACCUACUACGAAGGGCAAGGAAACAACUGAGGGCUCCGAUAAAAAGUUAAAAAAGGGUGAAAAGGAAUUCAGUGGAGUUGAGGAAGAAGAAACGCCCUUGAAUAAGGUGACCCAGGAGAGUUCGAGGAUAACUUCAGAAGCUGAAAAUGGUAUCAUCUCCCAGCUCCUCAAGGAGAAGUUGUUCAACACUCCGUUAACACAAUCAGUGGAUGACAAGUCAGCUCAGGCAACUGUACAAGGUAGAUACUGAUUGUAAGCGCACAAACAAAAGACCUGGGUGACGCGCUAGUUUUGCGUAUUGUAAGAAUCCCCUGACCGUCAUGUCACUAGACAUGGUAACCUUCGGCUAUGUAUGUACUGUAAGGACUGGUGUAUGCUGUCAAGAGGUCAGCGGGGAAAACGGACAUUUCUUUGGCAGAACGAAAGCGAGCAGCAAUAACCAUUUUGUAAUUAACUACAGUCAUGAGCAUGAAGAAUUGUGAUGACGUAAUG